ACCUCUCGCCUCCUGAUUUCCUUCUCAAGACGGAUUACAUAUUUGCGUCAGAGAGACGAAUACACGAAUUUUUUUUUAAAGUCUUGCUGUUUGUAUAUUUUUUGUGCGUGACAUCAAAUAGGAAAGCGGGAGAGAGUGAGUGUGUGUGUGUGUGUGUGUGUGUGUGUGUGAGAGAGAGAGAGAGAGAGAGAGAGAGAGAGAGAGAGAGAGAGAGCAUCCAUCCGGACGCGCGGCAAAUGUGGCCCCUUACAGUCGGAGAGAGGAGAGGACGCACUGGGUGAAAGAUCCACUGAAAACCCUGCGGCAACGAAAUUUUUGUUUUUCUUAUUUUUUUCUUUUUCUUUUUUCUUUUUAUUGAUGUAUACCACCUGUCCAGUGGAUCUUUCUCUACCGGUCUGUAUGGCUGCUGCUCGUCUCCGCGCGUCGUAGUGAGGAAAAAAAUACGCUGGAGAUAUCAUUUCAAUUAUCAUAUUUUUUGCGCCAUGGCUUCGCACGGUUUUUGGUCUCUGGGCGCAGAAAACGGCGGUGAGAGCGGCGGCCAAAGCCCAGCCAGGGCUUGGUGCCAAGCGGCGGCCCAGAAAUUCACCGGCGGCAUUGGAUCCAAAUUAUGUGCUCUGCUGAAUGUGGGAGAGGUGGAUAAGAGCGCGGAUGGUGCUGAGAAACGAGAUGCGGAAAACUGCAGCUGCAGCACCAAACCCUGCAACUGCUCCAAAACUAACCUGGGCUUCUCCGAGCUCUACUCUACAGAUCUUCUUCCCGCGUUAGACGGCGACCUGAAGACGAUGACUUUCCUGCAGGAAGUUGUGGAUAUUUUGCUCGCCUACAUUGUGGAGUCUUUCGACAGGUCGACCAAAGUGAUUGAUUUUCAUUACCCCAACGAGCUGCUGCAGAGGAAUAACUGGGAGCUGUCGGAUGAACCCGAAACCCUGGAUGAUAUUUUGAUCAGCUGCCGCGCAACGCUUAAAUACGCCAUUAAAACAGCUCACCCCAGGUACUUUAACCAGCUCUCCACCGGAUUAGACAUGGUCGGUCUCGCUGCUGACUGGCUCACAUCCACCGCCAACACUAACAUGUUUACUUACGAGGUGGCUCCUGUUUUUGUCCUGCUGGAAUACGUCACACUGAAGAAGAUGAGAGAGAUCAUCGGCUGGGAAGACGGCCGUGGAGACGGCAUCUUCUCACCAGGUGGCGCCAUUUCCAACAUGUAUGCCAUGUUGCUGGCUCGCUACAAGAUGUUUCCUGAAGUCAAGGAGAAAGGCAUGUCAUCCGUGCCCAAGCUGGCGGCCUUCACGUCCGAACACAGUCAUUUCUCAAUCAAGAAGGGGGCUGCAGCUCUUGGAAUAGGAACAGAGAGCGUGAUUUGUAUCAAAGCCGAUGAGAGGGGAAAACUGAUCCCUUCUGACCUGGAGCGGAGGAUAGUGGAGGCCAAGCAGAAGGGUCUUGUGCCCUUCUUUGUGAGCGCUACAGCUGGAACUACAGUGUAUGGAGCAUUUGAUCCCCUGAUUGCGAUCUCAGACAUCUGUAAGAAGUAUAACAUUUGGAUGCACGUGGAUGGCGCCUGGGGAGGGAGUCUGCUCAUGUCCCGGAAACACAGGUGGAAACUCAAUGGAGUCGAGAGGGCAAACUCUAUGACGUGGAACCCUCACAAGAUGAUGGCGGUGCCGCUGCAGUGCUCGGCUUUGCUGGUCAGAGAGGAGGGUUUGAUGCAGAGCUGUAACCAGAUGCAGGCGUGUUACCUGUUCCAGCAGGACAAACAAUACGACCUGAGCUACGACACAGGAGACAAGGCUCUGCAGUGCGGACGUCACGUCGACAUCUUCAAGCUCUGGCUCAUGUGGCGAGCGAAGGGCACUAUUGGCUUCGAGGCUCAGAUUGAUAAAUGUCUGGAUUUGUCUGAAUAUCUCUACAACAAGAUUAAGGACCGAGAAGGUUACAUGAUGGUGUUUGAUGGAAAGCCUCAACACACCAACGUGUGUUUCUGGUACCUUCCACCCAGCGUGCGCUACCUGGAAGACAAAGUGGAAAAGAUGAAGCGUCUCCACAAGGUUGCUCCUACAAUCAAAGCUCGGAUGAUGGAGUACGGGACGACCAUGGUGAGCUACCAGCCACAAGGAGACAAAGUCAACUUCUUCAGAAUGGUCAUCUCCAACCCGGCCGCCACCUUCGAGGACAUCGACUUCCUCAUCGAAGAGAUCGAGCGCCUCGGACAGGACCUGUAACGUUCCCGGUGUCUCUGUGUAUAAUAUAUUUGUUGUGAAUGUACGGUAAUUCCUUGAUUUUUUUUUUCUCCUAAUCUUCGAAGUCUAAUAUAGGUGAAUUUGUUUAAAGUCAAAAAAGUCUGUAUUUAAGUAUCGUAGCACCGCCGUGGACGUCUUGGUCCGAAACCUUGUAAAAGUGUUAAUGUCCGCUCCUGUCUACGUUAGCCUAAGCUUUAUGUGUGUGGUGUGAGUGUGAAGAAUUAUUCGCUUCAAUCCUGUGCAAUAGGCCACAGUUUAUAGUCAAUCUAAUGGACCAGAUAUUCUAAGUGCCAGUCAUCAGCCUAAAGCUAUAAGAUAGAAAGAGAUUUAUUUAUAGAGAUGUAUAUAUACAGAGAGAAGGGGAGAGAAAGAGGACAAGAGAGAGAGCACUUUGGUUUUCCUCAGUAUUGCCUUCACAAUCACAGGCAGCAUUUGAGUGUAAUUGAGUAGAGAAUACAGAAGAAAAUACAUUGCAGGGUUAUUUUUAGCCAUGUGGUGUUUAAUUCCUGCUUGAGCACAAAAAACUCUCAUGUUGUAUUAAAACCUAACAGGGGAUGUACAAUAGCUUUAUCUAAAAUGGUUUUACAGUAGGCGUAUGCAGAAAUGGAGAAAUGUAUUAUAUCUGUAGCAGGAUGUAAAGCAGAUGAGAGAUCUGAAGCUGGCUGAACCAAAAGUGACUAAGCACAAUUUCUGACCAGUAUUAAAGCACUUAUUCCUAGAUGGAUGGAUGGACGGAUGGAUAAAUGGUUGUAUGAAUAGUUGAAUGCACAAAUGGUUGGAUGGAUGGAUGGAUGGAUGGAUGGAUGGAUGGAUGGAUGGAUGGAUAGAUGGAUAGAUGGAUGGAUGGAUGGAUGGAUGGAUGGAUAAAUGGUUGUAUGGAUAGUUGAAUGCACAAAUGGUUGUAUGGAUGGAUGGAUGGAUGGAUGUAUGGAUGGACAAAUGGUUGGAUGGAUGAUGGAUGGAUGGAUGGAUGGAUGGAUGGAUAAAUGGUUGGAUGGAUGGAUGGAUGAAUGGAUGGAUAAUUGGUUGUAUGGAUAGUUGUAUGGAUGGAUGGAUGGAUGGAUGGAUGGAU
Tachysurus vachellii is the source of this 3309-nucleotide messenger RNA. RefSeq names its product glutamate decarboxylase 2 (gene gad2). The transcript is spliced from 16 exons. Gene Ontology annotation, molecular function: pyridoxal phosphate binding; glutamate decarboxylase activity. Gene Ontology annotation, biological process: GABA shunt. The record is from RefSeq and is a predicted model, not a curated record. The coding region runs from base 483 to 2219 and encodes 578 amino acids. Gene Ontology annotation, cellular component: cytoplasm. Lineage: Eukaryota; Metazoa; Chordata; Actinopteri; Siluriformes; Bagridae.